Messenger RNA from Nanorana parkeri, 2010 nucleotides. RefSeq names its product putative UDP-GlcNAc:betaGal beta-1,3-N-acetylglucosaminyltransferase LOC100288842. The record is from RefSeq and is a predicted model, not a curated record. Gene Ontology annotation, cellular component: membrane. The coding region runs from base 1 to 1998 and encodes 665 amino acids. Gene Ontology annotation, molecular function: hexosyltransferase activity. Lineage: Eukaryota; Metazoa; Chordata; Amphibia; Anura; Dicroglossidae. The transcript is spliced from 6 exons.
AUGAGAAGCCGGAGCACCCUUAUGGUAUCCAUACAGGAUUACAAAAAUGCCAGAUCAGUCUUUCAGAAAGAAGCAGUAGCUGAGAACUCAUCCAGCAUGAACCACAUUGAGACAAGAGAGGGGAAAAUCCUUUUGGUGAACUGGAGGCAUACAGAGGGAUGGAUGAAUAAUGUCCUAGUUGAGGUGAAAGGCAGAAACUACUGGAGGCAAGAAAGUAGUCCUCUGCCUCAACAACACCUUGUUUGCAGAACCACAAAGCAUUCCUUGCAGGAUAAGGCCAUCAGUUCAGACACUCACCUUGCAGAGGUGAUGGCUACAAGAAACACCACCUUGUGGUCCAUCAGGGUCAAGAUACCGAAUGCUUCGCUGAGGACUAUCAUGUUGGAAAACUGCAUUCGAAGAGAUGAAGCUCUGGCAGCGAUGAAGAGAAGAAAUAAAUUGAAGAAAAGAAAAACUCCAGCCCAAUGUUCAAGCUCAGUCUCUGAAUCACCCAGUACGCUGUGCAGCAAGGCCAAGCUUGCUCUGGCGUGGAUUUCCAAACUGGUGCUGGAAUUGGCGAAAUCCUUUCUCUCAAUUGUCUGGAAGGUGCUCACAAUGGAUGCCAGCCUUUCAGGCUGGAGAGUGGUCCUGGGACCCCUCACUUGCGAGGUCACUGAACCAGGAUUUAUUUGGACACAGCAAUGGCUUACAUCACCCAUGAGGAAGGUACCAGAAGUUGCACAGCUCAAUAAGAAGCAGACCUGGUUCUGGCUUGGGCAGAACUUAACAUUCCAGCUCUGUCUGCCUUACACAUCUCAGAUGUGGUACGUGCUGUUCACGUUUACCUCUCAGCUACAGCCUCUCUUCGUCAGUCUGACUCCUUGUUUGUCAUUCCUGAAGGCUUCUCGAAAAGUAGCGCUGUGCAGACUGCGGACACAUCAGUGGUGCUUCAUCCUCUUCAAUAUUGCACUCUUUCAUGCCUUGCUGUUUGGAACCGAAUUCAUGGAAGAAUAUUUCCUGCAGGCUGUUCCCUUCUCCUACAGCGAUGAAAAGUUUGUGGAGAUCAGAGAACGGGCACGGAUGCUGGACAUGCAUCUUUUGAAGGACAACAUCUCCCGGUCAUAUGCAGUCAGUGGAUCAGAAGUGUGCUCCCGACAAGAAGUCUACUUGCUCUUGGUCAUCUAUAGCAGCCCAGAAAAUAAAACCAGACGGGAGAGAAUCAGGAACACUUGGGGCAACACAACUUCUGUACAAGGCUAUGUAGUAACAAGAGUAUUCAUGUUUGGCAGGGCAGAUUCAGAAAUUGUCCAAUCAGACAUUUUUAAUGAAUCUCAAGUCCAUCAGGACAUUGUUCAGGGAGGCUUCCUUGAAACCUAUACGAAGGAGACAACCAAGACCAUUAUGAUGAUGGAAUGGAUUGUGACAUUUUGCCCCAAUGCUAGAUUCAUCCUAAAAGCAGACCAGGAAAUGUUUGUUAAUGUCCGAAGCCUAGCUGGAUAUCUUCUCAACCUGGAGUCUCGUAUGGAUGAUAUAUACAUUGGAAGGGUGAUCUAUCACAGUGUGCCUGACAGAGACCCUCAGAGCCCCAAUUUUGUCCCCAUUUCAGCCUACUCGCAGACCUACUACCCCGACUUCUGCAGUGGGUCUGCCAUGGCCAUCUCCCAAGACGUGCUUAGAAAGAUGUAUUUGAUUUCUGGGAAGGUCAACGCUUUGCUGCCAUCUGAGGUGUUUAUUGGUAUUUGUGCCCAGUGGGCUGGGGUGACACCCAUACAAAGCUCUAGAUUCUCAGGAAGCAAGCACAUACGAUACAACCGCUGCUGCUACCAGGUCAUCUUCUCAUCUUCAAAUCUAGAUGACAUGGAACUGUCCACAGUUUGGAAGGAUCUUAAGGACAGCAAUGAAUGCUCAAAGCUGGAAACCUAUUAUGGGCUGGUGUCUUGUAAAGUCUGGUCCUACCUGGACCAGUUUAAAUAUUUUAGUAGGAGUAAAACAGGUAAUGGGGGUGGUAUUUUUAGAUGACUUCCUACUACA